AUGGCGCGAUCGCUCUUCGUCCUCCUUCUGGGAUUCAGCACCUUGCUGCUACUGACACCUGCGUGGCUGCUGCAAGCAGAGGCCGCCACGCAGAUCAUUCCGUGGGAUCUGAACUGGACGAAACGCGUGCACCUCCCUCAGAUUUCUAUCGGCGACGAUCUAGUGUUCAAAUGGGUGGACUUGGCGUGGCAUGAUCUGUGGAUUAUGGACGAUGAGAAAGCAUUCAAAGCCUGCGACUUUCAACGGGCAAAGCGUCUUCGACCCCUCGUUGUUGGCGGGCAGUACACAUAUACGGUUCGUGAUAGCGGAAGCUAUUACUUCGCCUCAAGUGGCCUUCUGCAAUGUAAUUAUUACAAAGUAAAGAUUUCGUUCAAGUUGCUGGCCCCUCCCUAA
Molecule: messenger RNA, 393 nt
Organism: Closterium sp. Yama58-4
Lineage: Eukaryota; Viridiplantae; Streptophyta; Zygnematophyceae; Desmidiales; Closteriaceae
Source: the annotation of a GenBank genome assembly